Molecule: messenger RNA, 1254 nt
Organism: Brenthis ino (lesser marbled fritillary)
Lineage: Eukaryota; Metazoa; Arthropoda; Insecta; Lepidoptera; Nymphalidae
Source: the annotation of a GenBank genome assembly
AUGGCUGCUGAAAUAAAACCUGCACCGAGAACACCUAACGACAGAUUUUCAACAACUAAAAAACCAGCACUUUUGAGUAAAUUGGAAGGUUGUACCGACGAUGUCAACGCUGCGGUUGUGAUUCCUGGGGAGGAUGGAGUUAUUAGUGUUUGCGAUGAUAAGACAGUCAGGGUAUGGUUAAAGAGAGAUUCAGGUCAGUACUGGCCAAGUAUUUGCCAAUACAUGCCAUCAGGCUGUACAUCAAUGUUCUACACUCCUGAAACACGUCAGCUCUUCAUUGGUCAAGAAAAUGGCACAAUAUCAGAAUUUACUCUUGCUUCUGAUUGCAAUAGAAUAAAUCCAAGCCGUGAGUACCUGGCACAUACAGCAAGGGUGACAGCUGUAGUAUUUUCUCUGAGCUGCGAAUGGGUGUUAUCAGUCAGUAGGGAUAAGCUGUUUUCUUAUCACUGCAGUGAGACUGGAAGGAGGAUUGGUGGUUAUUCUUUUGAAGCUUGGUGUACCGCAUUGCAGUUCGAUUCUCAGUCAAAAUACGCGUUCAUUGGCGAUUAUAGUGGGCAGAUAACAAUGUUAAAACUUGAUAACAAUGGUGCAACACUAGUAACGACUUUGAAAGGACACACUGGUUCGGUGAGAGUAUUGAAUUGGGCACCAAUUCCACAGUUGUUGUUCAGUGGCUCCUUUGAUCAAACUAUUAUUGUAUGGGACAUCGGUGGGCAAAAGGGCACAGCUUAUGAAUUACAAGGCCAUAGCAACAAAGUGACGGGCCUAUGGUACGUGGGCGGGUGCCAGCGGCUGGUGUCGUGCGGGGAGGACGGCGCGCUGGGCGUGUGGGAGAUGGGCGUGCAGCGGCGGGAGACGCCGGCGUGGCGCGAGGCGGACCUCUGCCAGCUGUGCCGCGCGCCGUUCAUAUGGAAUGUUAGGGCUAUGAUGGAGAAGAAACAGUUGGGUCUCCGCCAGCACCACUGCCGCUGGUGCGGCGCGGCGGUGUGCGGCGCGUGCUCGCCGCACCGCCUGCCGCUGCCCGUCAUGGGCUUCGAGUUCCCGCAGCGCGUGUGCGCCGCCUGCUACGACACGCUGCGCCACGAGCCUCGCGAGUCUCUAGCGUCGUUCCAUGACAUGAAGCACGCGGUGGCGUCCCUUUUCGUAGACGAGGCUACGGGCCGCAUGUGUACAGCGGGAAAGGACCGGGUUAUUAAGGUAUGGGAUAUCAGUGUGCUGCUCGCACCCGCGCCCAAACCCGGUACCAGUGACCAA